AUGGAGUCGAGGUCGGUCUCGCCUGUCGUGGCGGGCAAGGUCCUGAAGGGCCCUAGGGCUUGUGCGACCUGUGCGAAGGCGAAGAGCAGGUGUAUCGCGGGGCCGAGGGGCCAGGAAAAGUGUGAGAGAUGCCACCGUCUAAAGAAACCGUGCUCUUCGCAGACCCCGGCGCCAGCGCGGAAGCGCAAGGAGCCAAAACCCACGAGGGUGGCAGAGCUCGAGAGGCGGCUUGAGGACCUGUCCGCCCGCAUGGAGUCUGUCCAACGGCAGGUCCCAGCACCGAGCCCGUCCAACUCGGAUCACUAUGGCCUUCCUUCCAUUUCCGUCGGCGCCCCGGCUGACCCUGACGACCCCCUGCCGCCGAGGAACCUUUCUGGGACCCAGGUGCCCAUGCCCACCUUUGGCCGCGAUCGCUGGAACUCCCCGUUUGCGCACAUCUUCCCAGAGCGGUCCAUCUUCGACGCUCAACCAGAGCACCACCAACCGCCCGCCGCCAGAGCCGUCUCCCCAUCCGCCCCUUCAGGGCUCACACCAGCCCUCACGACGACAUCCGGCUCCCUAACCUCGUCUCCCUACCAGCAGCCAUACCCCCAACCACUACCACAGCAAAACUAUAGCGAUCCAUGGCCGCAAGGAGAGGAGGCCGAGAGCCUGUUGGGGUUGUAUCGGGAGAAGAUGGGCCAUCUGUUCCCGUUCGCCAUCGCGCCUCCCCACCUAACCUCGGCCCAGAUGCGAGAGGAGAGGCCUUUCUUCUGGAAGGUGGUCGUGCUGGAGGCGUGCCUCUUUGACGGGCGGCGGCAAGCCGCCAUGGGAGACGAGCUGCUGAGAGAGCUCUCGGAGGCUGCCUUUGUCAAGGCGCAGAACAGCAUCGACUUGCUGCAAGGGUUGCUCAUGUUUAUAGGAUGGUACCACAAUAGCCUCACCAGCGUGCAAAUGACGCGGCUACUCUUUCUCGCCCGGUCCAUAAACACGAACCUUGCCACCGCCGAAACAAAAGGUGUACCAGGCAAGGAAGGAUACAGCUCCGAGAGUCUCGAGCGGAUGCGCGUAUUUGUCGGGACCUACUAUAUGGUGACAAUCACCUUCACCACCAACAAGCGGCCCGACGCCCUCAUGAACAACGUCAACACACCCUACCUCGCCACCUGCUGCCGGGUGCUCCUCGGCCAGAUGGAGUACCCCACCGACGAGCUCCUCGUCCACCUCUGCCGGGCGCAACAGCUCUCCCAGAGCAUCACGCUGGCCUUUGACCGCCGCAAGGCCGUCCCGAGCGACAACCGGAUCCCGCAAACUGCCUUUAUCCAGGGCCUGCAGGAGCGCGUGCGCGGGUUCGCCGCCGCCCUGCCGCCGCACAUCAAGACCAAUCGCUCACUCGAAGGGCACCUCCUCGUCGCCGAAGUGAUGAUCUACGAAAGCAGCGUCGAAGAACUCUGCCACCACCACCACCACCCACAACAACGACCCCUCUUCUCCAGCAGCAGCCGGCCCGGCGAGCCAGCAGCCCCAACAGCCAUGCCUCCGCCGCUGGGGCCCGAGGGCGGCGCCGACACGGAGCGGCUGCGCAUCCUGUGGGAGUGCAUCCGGCUGGUGGACGCCUUCAUGACGAAGCGCUACAACCCGCGAGAUCGACGACUACCCGGCCGCUAUGUCUGCCUGACGUCGUUUGAUCUGACGUAUGUGUUUUUGACCAUGUUGAAACUGUCGACGAUGCAGGUGCCCGGGCUGGAUUUGGCGAGGGUGAGGGAGGAGUUGCAUAUUCAUGAGCAUAUGUCGCAGUUGAUGAAUCGUAUGGAGUACAUGGCUGUGAAACGGAAACGGGCGAGGGGCGGGCAAGGGGUUGGGGGUGGCGUGACAGUGAGCACGGAGGUAGAAGGCUAUACGGAUCCAUACGAUAGGUUAGCAAGGAAGGUGCGCAACGUCAUGGACCUUCUUAAUACUAGCGAGGUCGACAGCGAAUAUGCGGCUUCACAGGUUGCGAGGGUGUACGACCCGGCACCCAUGACACUAUCGGACGCCGCGGUUGAGUUGCUAGAGGACUUUGGGUGGCAAGGGAACGACCCGGGGGACCCGUCGUUGGAUUCGUUUAUGUUUGGUGAUGGGGUGAUGGAUUGGACGACCAUCUUUAACAACGCAAUGGCGGAGUCAUCUUUAUACACAACAUAG
Messenger RNA from Chaetomium globosum CBS 148.51, 2163 nucleotides. RefSeq lists its product as uncharacterized. The record is from RefSeq and is a predicted model, not a curated record. The transcript has 7 exons. Bases 1 to 2163 code for a protein of 720 amino acids. Gene Ontology annotation, cellular component: nucleus. Gene Ontology annotation, molecular function: transcription cis-regulatory region binding; zinc ion binding; DNA-binding transcription factor activity, RNA polymerase II-specific. Lineage: Eukaryota; Fungi; Ascomycota; Sordariomycetes; Sordariales; Chaetomiaceae. Gene Ontology annotation, biological process: regulation of DNA-templated transcription.